AUGAUUCUUGUCACAACUCGGUUCCCAAAAAUUGUAGAAAUGGUGACAAAAGAAUCUAAUCCAAUUGACCUCCGUGGUUUGGAUCCUGAUGAGUUUUGGAAAUUCUUCCAAAUAUGUGCAUUUGGUAGAAUCCAAGAUGAGCAUGGUGAUCAAGAGUUAAUUGGUAUUGCAAGGAAAAUAGCAGAUAAGCUGAAAUGCUCCCCACUUGCAGCCAAAACAGUUGGUCGGUUAUUGAUUAAGAAACCCUUUCAGGAACUUUGGAUGAAAAUUCUUGACAACAAAGAGUGGCUAGAAGAAAACCAUGACAAUGAUAUUAUCCCAGCCUUGAAAAUUAGCUAUGACUACCUUCCCUUCCAUCUGAAAAAAUGUUUUUCGUGUUUUUCCCUUUUCCCUGACGAUUAUAAAUUUGGAAAGCUUGAGAUUAUUCGUUUUUGGGAUUCUAUAGGCAUCAUAGAUUACCCUAAGCAGAAUAAAAAAUUUGAGGACAUAGGAUCAGAUUAUCUGGAUGAACUAUUAGAUAAUGGUUUUCAUAUAAAAGGAGAUGAUAAUAAUUAUGUAAUGCAUGAUUUACUCCAUGAUCUUUCACGUAAAGUUUCAUUAGAAGAAUGUGCCUAUAUCAGUUGUUCUACUUUUGAGGCAAAUGAAAUCCCACAAUCUAUUCGUUACCUAUCCAUUUUCAUGCAUGAUGAUAUUCAUGUUAAAAGUUUCGAGGAAGGGAUGGAAAUGAAAGAAUUCCAUGUUAAGAACGCGAGCGUUGGAUUUGAGCUAGGAGAGUUGGGGAAACUAGAAGUGCUUGGAGGAGAGCUCAAGAUAUCUGGACUUGAAAAUGUGAGAACCAGCCAAGAAGCUGAAGAGGCCAAACUGAUGGAAAAGAGGAAUUUAGUGAAGUUGGGAUUAGUUUGGAACAGUAAGCAAGAGUCCACUGGAGAUGAUAUCCUAGAUAGUCUCAAGCCACACUCUAAUAUUAGAAUACUUUGCAUUGUAAAUCAUGGUGGCUCUGUUGGUCCUAGUUGGUUGUGCAGCAACAUCAUAUACAUGAGAAACUUGGAGACCCUACAUCUAGAGAGGGUAUCAUGGGCCAACCUUCCACCUAUUGGGCAGAUGUAUCACUUAAGAAAGCUGAAGCUGAAAAACAUUCUUGGGAUAUCUCAGAUUGGACCUGAUUUCUUUGGUGGUACUACAGAAAAAAGUUUCACGCACUUGAUGGAAGUUCAGUUUUAUGAUAUGCCAGACCUUGUAGAGUGGGUUGGGGGAGCUAACUGUCAUCUGUUCUCAAGGCUUGAAAAAAUCAGCUGCACUGGUUGUCCCAUGCUAACAACACUGCUGAUCUCAGGUUGGCCUAUUUCUUCUUCAGAAGGCAACACUAAAUGGUUCCCUAGCCUUCGUGAUCUUUACAUUCUUAGAUGCCCGAAGUUGUGCCUUCCUCCCAUGCCUCACACUUCGAUGGUAUCCAGUAUUGAUACAGACUGCUUGUCUUAUUAUCGUACUACGUUGAACAUUUGGAAGCCCUCUGAAUUGGUUUUCCACAAUCUUGGUGAUGUAGAAAGGUUGACAAUUUGGGAUGAAUCAUGCUUCUCAUUUAUGGAUCUUCAAAAGAUACAUUCCCUAAGACAUAUAUAUAGAGUCCAAACUCUCGAACUCAGACAAUUUUCUCUUACCAGAAAAUCCUUGUCAAAUUUGUUCGAAUGUUUCCCAGCUCUUUCUCGGUUGGAUGUCAGCACAUCAUCAAAUGAGGAUCAUGAGGAGGUGGUACUGCAGUUUCCACCCUCCAGCUCGCUGAGAAAUGUCCGCUUCGUUGGGUGUAAGAAUCUGAUCCUGCCUGUGGAUGAAGAGGAAGGAGUUGGGUUCUGUGGCAUCUCGUCGCUUGAGUCCGUGGCCAUUAUAAAUUGUAACAAGCUAUUCUCUCGGUGGCCCAUGGGAGGAGGAGGAGUUCAGACUCAGAGCAUCAUCUACCCUCUCCCCCCUUCCCUCAAGAAACUUAGCCUUGAGGGUGAGGUAAGCACGCUGCCGAUGGCUCUGCUCGCGAAUCUCACAUCUCUUACCAGUCUAGAACUAUUUAAUUGCAAGGAUAUCACAGUGGAUGGGUUUGUUUCUCUCAUCACAAUCAACCUCGAGCAUCUGUAUGUGCACAAUCGGAGAGAUGGUGAGGCUGAGCCCUAUUCUGUAGCAGCAGAUCUGCUUGCAGUGGUGGCAAGGACCAAAACAUUGCCCGCCGGUUCCUUCCAACUGGUGUGCCUUUAUGUGGACAGUAUCUCUGCAGUGCUUGUUGCUCCCAUCUGCAGCCGCCUCUCCGCUACCCUCCAGAGGUUAUCCUUCGAUUGUGAUUGGCGGACAGAGAAGUUAACGGAAGAGCAGGACGAGGCGCUUCGGCUCCUCACGUCUCUCCGAAUCCUGUGGUUCAAUGGCUGCAGGGCUCUGCGGUCCCUCCCCCAAGGGUUGCAUCGCCUUCCUUCUCUCCAGGAAUUACGUAUCUGGGGGACUCAAAAAAUCAGAUCACUGCCCAAGGAAGGCCUCCCCGAUUCACUGCGACUGCUAGACAUACAUAAUUGCAGUCCCGAGAUUUAUGAGGAAUGCCAGAAAUUAAGGGGAACGAGGCCAGAUAUACAUAUACAUGAUGGGCUCACAAUUGUGGAUAAUAAAACAUCCAAUAUCCUUGAGGAAACAAAGAAAAUUCAAAUUAGAAGGAAACAUGCUGGUUCAAGUUCUUAUAUGCCCAAUUCAGCAGUAGAUACACAUACACCCAGCACCCCUGAUCUCUCACCAUUAAGAUCUGCAGCCUAG
Messenger RNA from Miscanthus lutarioriparius, 2781 nucleotides. The record is from the annotation of a GenBank genome assembly. Lineage: Eukaryota; Viridiplantae; Streptophyta; Magnoliopsida; Poales; Poaceae.